AUGGCACAGACUGCCCAGAGCUUCUCCAAGUUAGGCCGUCUCACAGCCACUGAAUCAAAUUGGGACAUAAUUACCAUUGGCUCCGGUCACAAUGGACUUUUAGCUGCCGCCUACAUGGCAGUCGCCGGCCAAAAGGUCCUCGUUCUCGAGCGCGCAAGCUAUCCUGGUGGCGGUGUUGCCAGCCUUCACAUGGCCGAGGAGGGCUAUGUCAGUGAGCGUCACAGUGCCAUCCACCAGAUGAUUCUGGGCAAUCCACUCAUCGCAAAGGACGAGCUUGGUCUCUUAUCCAAGUAUGGCCUCAAAUACUUGCCCCUCGAUCCGUGCUAUGCAAUCAUCAUGCAGGACAAAGUGCUUCCGUUGUAUCAGGAUCGUGCCCGGUCAAAAGCGUCCAUCGCGAGAUUUUCAAAAGAGGACGCGCAAACUUACGAUCGAUUCAUGGACAUAGCCGUUCGCAUCGCUGAUGCGCUUCUGCCGAGCAUGUUCGAGCCACCUACUGAUACUGUGCUCCAAGACUGCCAAGACAAGGAGGUCCUUGCUGAGAUUGGAUUCGCCUCCGAGGCCUGUUCCAUAGAUGUCAUCGACAAGUGGUUCACCCACAAGUCGCUGAGGGUCGCCCUUCUUCGGUUUGUAACCGAGAUCCAACUAGCACAUCCUAAGACCAAAGGCACAGGGCUGAUGGGCUAUCUUGCUUUCGGCCUGAUGGAGAAGUACGGUCUCGCAGUCCCUGAGGGUGGCGGCACAGCCUUUACUCAAUCUGUCAUCCGCUGCAUUGAGGCCCAUGGUGGAGAAGUCCGUCUCAACACCGAAGUCACCAAAGUCGUUAGUGAGGACGGCCGCGCUGUAGGUGUCUGCACUCGAGCUGGAGAGAUAAAGGCGAAGAGGGCAGUUAUUGGCAUGAUUCACCCUCACUUGCUUGGCCAGCUUGUCGAUGGAAUCGAUCCCGCCAUUACUGCUGCUGCCAAAGCAACUCGGUCUUCGGAGUUCACCCUGUUCGUUAUCCAUGCAGCUCUUGAUCGCCCUCUACGUUUCAAAGCGGGAGAAGAGGCCAACGGUACAGUCAUGAACACAGUCUGUCCCGGUAACAUGGAGGAUCUCAUAAAGAGCUACGACGAUAUGGCUGAAGGAAAGAUCCCUGAAAAGUUCAUGAUUGGCCUCUCGUGUACAAGCGAACGUGAUUCUACGCGUGCUCCUCCCGGGAAGUCUCUGCUGCACUGCGUGGUUAUGCUCAAAUCCGAGAUCGCCGGCGUUGGGUGGAAUAAUUGGGACUCUAUCAAAGAUGAUCUUUGCCACAGAGUCUUCGCGUAUGCUUCUGAGUAUCUCGAGGAUUUCACUCCUGACAUGAUCCGCUCCUAUGAGGUUGUCACUCCUCCAGACCACGUUUCUGAUACACCUAGUUUCCAGAGGGGUGAUAUUUGUGGUAUUUCUAUGGCUGCGGAUCAAAUGGGUGUCAACCGUCCCACGCCUGCUCUUGCACAAUAUCGUGUUCCUGGUGUGAGAGGUCUCUAUCUCGCUGGUCCUUUUAUGCACCCUGGUGGAGGUGUUUGGGGUGGUGGCCGACCUGUUGCUAUCAGAAUGAUGCAGGAUUUUGGGAUUGACUUUGAUAAAGUUAUCAAUGCCGGAUUGUCCUCACACCUCUGA
This is a messenger RNA of Fusarium fujikuroi IMI 58289, 1638 nucleotides long. RefSeq lists its product as uncharacterized. Bases 1 to 1638 code for a protein of 545 amino acids. The transcript has a single exon. Gene Ontology annotation, molecular function: oxidoreductase activity. The record is from RefSeq and is a predicted model, not a curated record. Lineage: Eukaryota; Fungi; Ascomycota; Sordariomycetes; Hypocreales; Nectriaceae.